GCGAGUGUGUUUUUUUAAAUUAUUCAACAUAAUUCGUAGUUUGUUUUGGUCGAGGAAGCAGGACCAUUAUCCAGAAACGCUAGCCGAGGCGCGCGCAAUUCAGGACAUCGAGAGUUUACGAAACGAUCAGCAGCAGUAGCCGCCCUAUUGGACGAGAAACCAGGCGAUCCUUCAGCCACAAAAUGGAAGCCGUCGCAAAGCACGACUUUAACGCCACAGCGGAUGAUGAGCUGAGCUUCAGAAAGAGCCAAGUUUUAAAGAUUUUAAACAUGGAAGACGACAUGAACUGGUACCGGGCGGAGCUGGACGGCAAGGAAGGACUGAUACCUAGCAAUUACAUAGAAAUGAAAAAUCACGACUGGUACUACGGGCGCAUCACACGAGCGGACGCGGAGAAGCUGCUGUCGAACAAACACGAGGGCGCGUUUCUGAUACGGAUCAGCGAGUCGAGCCCCGGUGACUUCAGCCUAUCGGUCAAGUGCUCCGACGGCGUGCAGCACUUCAAGGUGCUGCGCGACGCACAGGGCAAGUUCUUCCUCUGGGUGGUGAAGUUCAACUCGCUGAACGAGCUGGUCGACUACCACCGUACCGCUAGUGUGUCCCGGUCGCAGGACGUUAAACUGCGCGAUAUGGUGCCAGAAGAGAUGUUGGUGCAGGCUCUGUACGACUUCGUAGCGCAAGAAUCCGGCGAGCUGGACUUCCGACGAGGGGACGUCAUCACGGUGACGGACCGUUCCGACGAGCACUGGUGGAACGGCGAGAUUGGCAACCGGAAAGGACUGUUUCCAGCAAUAUACGUAGCACCGUACCAUUCAUAAAACAUAAGUAUUUUACUCGCCUCGUACACACACACACAUACACACACUCACAUUCGCACCAUACAUGCGGUGUAACCACCACCCCCGCCCCUACCCCCACAUUACAUGCCAACAAACGAAGCGAACUAAACUGCAAACAAACAAACAAAACCGUUCGCGCAGGCCCACUUCCAAAAAAAAGGCACCCAAUCACGCACGCCCCGGCGCAUUCCCGUUCACUUUUAUAAUGCGUUUUUAUACACGUUUAUAAAACCCCCUGAAAAAAGCAACAAUAGUCAAGGGUAUCGUAUCAACAACAAAUAGACACAACUUCCGAUGGUUGGGGAGUUUUAGGUUGGAAGAGUAGAAAAAACGAAUGUUUUAACGGUUGCGCUUUGGAAGACGAAAAGAGGUGUAAUAUUUGACCCAUCCAGUAUCUGUAUCUGUCUGCUUCGCCCAAUACCAGCAUUAUGUUAUUCGGAGCCCAAGGAAGUACCCGUCGUUAGCGGAACCCUCUAAAUCUAUAUUAUAUAUUUUUUAAAUGUGUAGCGAAAAUUGUGAAGAAAAAUGAGCAGAAACGGGCUAGUAAGGUAAAGAAAAGUGUGUGCAAAGGUACCGCAAUCGAACAUGCAAUAGAAAAAACGUGCCACAGGAAGGCUGAAGUCAGGUAGUUCAAGCGCGAAACGCAUGGUGUGAGAUAUCCCGUGAUGGUUGAGGUCAGCGAAGGAUGCUGAAGAGUCUUUGCCUUCACGCUGGAAGGUGCUCCAAUAGUCAGACGAGGGUAUAUAUCAUAAUACAUGUGUAUAUCUCAUAAUAUCACCUAAAUCAAAACCAGGAGAUCACGAGGGAUCUCAAUCGAAUCGGAACAACUGUCGAGUCUUCGAAACGAGCAGAAAGUGUUACUGAGAAAGGGUUACUGAUGCCGCUCUCGCUCGAACGUAUGUGAGAUGUUCUGCUCCUUCGGAAGGAUAAUGUUAAUAUUUUAUUACUGUAAUGUUUGCUUUGUAAUUGUAAACAAAAGAACAAUCAAGUGUGUACGUGAACGGUUUGUUUAGGGUGGUUGUUAUGUUGCAAGGCGUUAUUCCGUGUACUAAUCUUAUGAUUUAUGGACCUUUUUUUUAUGAAAAAUAACUUUUAUAUCGUUUAUUCUGCGCCGAAAAGAUCGUUCAAUUCGUACUAAAUUCGUGAAAAGGUUUUGUGGCCAUCAACGAUCACUUUUUACGUUUUACACUUCCUUGGCCGCAUAUAAUACAACAAAUUUUCUUUCUUGAUGGGGUUAAUUUAUUUUUAUUAAUUUAAAUUAACUAACUCAAUCACCAUCAACGGGAUGGUUGUGUCGAAAACAAGAGAGAGAGAUGUCGGCAACCUCACAUAGCCGAUGGAAAAACAAUACGCAUAAGCGUCCGGCUGGGAAAACUGCUGCUAAUGGUGGCGAAUAGAAAUCAAAAAGGCAAAAUUCUAAGCAAUCGCAUCAAAAGAAUCAACUCAAUAUAUCUAUCAAUGCGGGGUAAAGAACCCAUAAACCACAAGCCGUAUUGACACAUGCGCUACUCAACUCGAAUGGUUUGAUCCAGUCAAGAUCCAUAGGGUUCUUUGCUAUGAAGCUUUUUUUAAGUCUCUCUUUCUCGCCAACCAACGUAAAACAACAGGAAAGAAGGGAAUGAAACCGUGUUUUGAAUGUGCUGGAAGUGGUCUUUGCGGUGCGCAGGAACGGAAGAAUAAUGAAUCCUCAAGUAAAAAAGUAAAAAAAAAAACAAAUCAUUUGUAUAAAGAUAAGUAAGCAAAACAGCGCAUUUCUUCAAGCAAA
Anopheles nili is the source of this 2604-nucleotide messenger RNA. It is a transcript of the gene drk, whose product is annotated as growth factor receptor-bound protein 2. Bases 183 to 818 code for a protein of 211 amino acids. Lineage: Eukaryota; Metazoa; Arthropoda; Insecta; Diptera; Culicidae. The transcript is spliced from 4 exons. The record is from RefSeq and is a predicted model, not a curated record. Gene Ontology annotation, molecular function: protein binding.